Molecule: messenger RNA, 3018 nt
Organism: Nelumbo nucifera (sacred lotus)
Lineage: Eukaryota; Viridiplantae; Streptophyta; Magnoliopsida; Proteales; Nelumbonaceae
Product: cysteine-rich receptor-like protein kinase 42
Biological process (GO): protein phosphorylation
Molecular function (GO): protein kinase activity; ATP binding
Source: RefSeq, a predicted model, not a curated record
UUUUGGAGCGGUGCCUGCUGCUGGGAGAAUAAUUUAAUUAACCUCACCACUCACCUACCUCACAAAGAUGCCUCCGACGAUUUCGUCGCCGUCAGUUGCGCUCCAUCCUAACAGGGGUACCCCAUCCACCAAGGCCCAAACCCAUUUUAUCUCACGUCUCUGCUACAAACAGUCAAAGAACCGCCAUCAUUUGGCUACAACCGAAAUUCAAUCUCUGCACUGAACUUCCAAGUUGUAACCAGAGAUUGGAGGCUGAAGCAUCUCUCUCUCUUUUUGAGUCAAAAUAUCAACCAAGUAAUAGUCCAUCCCACCUUCUUUCCCUCCCUCCCUGCCUCACCAACUGUAUGCAACCUAAUCUCAAUUAGAAUAGAAAUAAGGGUAAUCUGGAAAAAAAAAGAAAUAAAUCCUUCAGAAAUAAGAGAGAGAAACAGCAGGAGAGAGAGAUGUUUCAUGGAAAUAUAAACUUACCAGUUUGGAUAUCCAUUCAUCUGUCCUGUUAUCUUUUUCUCCUGCUACACAGCAUCUAAACGAAAAAAUAACGAAAUUCAAGAAACCCAAUUGAAGUUGAACAAUUUUCUCGUUCCUAAUGCUUCGACAUCUCAUAGUCUUCUUCUUCGCUCUCUCAUUCUUCUUCUCACCCUCCCUUUCCGAUCCACGAAUCUCCCGAGCUGCCCUACUUUGCGGAUCCUCUCGGAGCCAGACGGGCACCAAUUUCGUCCCGAUUUUCGUUAAAGAAAUGGAAGGUCUUGCUCAACGCGUCAAUGUCCAACGUUGGGGAACCCAAACCACCUCCUCUUCUCCCAGCAGCAACUCUCCCUCUAUAUACGGCCUAGCUCAAUGCCACGGCGACCUCUCCCUGACUGACUGCCUCCUCUGCUUCGCCGAGAGCCGAACUAAGCUUCCCAGCUGCCUUCCCGCCAACUCAGGUCGAAUGUUUUUGGAUGGGUGUUUCCUCCGUUAUGACACUUACAAUUUUUACAACGAAUCCCUCGAUCCUCAACACGACAAAGUGGUUUGUGGUUCAACCGAUGGUGGUAUCCUCAAAAAUGACAUGAAAUUGGAGUUUGCAAAUAAAGUCGGGCAAGCGAUCAUCAAUGUAACGGAUAUUGCAUUGUUGAACGACGGAUUUGGAGUGACGGAGGUGAAAAAUAGAAUCUUUUCGGUUUACGCCUUGGCGCAAUGUUGGAAGACGCUGAGCAAAAACGGAUGUAGGCAGUGCUUGCAGAAGGGGGGGAGUGCAAUCAGAGGGUGUGCUCCGGCAAGUCAAGGGAGGGCUUUGAACGCCGGGUGCUAUUUGAGGUACUCAACGGAGAAGUUUUAUAACGACUUUUCAGAAAUGCAUACAGCAGGCUCAGCUGAUACAGGUCUUAUUGUUGCAAUUACUUUGGCAGCAAUUGCCCUCUCUGUGCUUAUUCUUUUUGGCUCUUGGGUCGGCUACAGAAGAAUAUUAAAGAGCAGAAAAGAAAAGAGUAACCUCGGUAGGUUUGCAUCCACUGUGAAUAAGUCUAAUUUGAACUUCAAGUAUGAGACACUGGAAGUGGCUACAGACUUUUUCAAUCUCUCAAAUAAAAUAGGCCAAGGAGGAGCUGGUUCAGUAUUCAAGGGGACUCUUCCUGAUGGAAGGGUCAUAGCUGUUAAGAGGUUGUUUUUUAACACCAGGCAAUGGGUGGAUGAAUUCUUCAAUGAAGUAAACUUGAUCGGUGGGAUUCAGCACAAGAACCUUGUAAAACUCUUGGGUUGUAGCAUUGAAGGCCCAGAGAGUCUUCUAGUCUAUGAGUUUGUGCCAAAUAAAAGCCUUGACCAAAUCCUUUUUGAUGAUAACCAGACCCAAAUGAUAAGUUGGCGGCAGAGGUUUAAUAUUAUUGUUGGGAUAGCAGAAGGACUUGCAUAUCUACAUCAAGGUUCUCAAACAAGAAUAAUCCACAGGGACAUUAAAAGUAGCAACAUUCUCCUUGAUGAGAAUCUGACUGCAAAAAUUGCUGAUUUUGGACUGGCUCGAUGCUUUGGAGCUGAUAAAACUCACAUUAGCACUGGAAUCGCAGGGACACUCGGGUACAUGGCUCCUGAAUAUCUUGUUCGAGGGCAGCUAACAGAAAAGGCAGAUGUUUAUAGUUUUGGGGUGCUGGUCCUUGAGAUUGUAUGUGGUAGAAAGAACACGAUUUUCGUACAGGAGACUGGUUCUGUUCUACAAAGAGUUUGGAAGCAUUUCCAAUCUAAUACACUGCCAGAAUGUGUUGACCCAUGCCUGAAAGAUGAUUUUCCAGUGAAGGAAGCAUCAGAUGUGCUCCAAAUUGGACUUCUUUGUACACAAGCUUCAGUUUCUUUGAGACCAUUCAUGCCUGAUGUUGUUCAGAUGCUUACUGAUAAAAGUGUGUCUAUUCCUUUGCCAAGGCAACCUCCUUUUCUAAAUUCUACUAUCAUGGAUCCAACCACGUCCAUCAAAUCUUUUAUCUUACCUACUUCAUCAUCAGAUGAGAGUACAACCUUUAAGGCAUAUGAACCAAGGUAGAAACAGCAGGAGUAAUCAAUUGGAUAUGGUAUGUUAUAGCAGCGCCAUGAUCUCGAAUCUGAAGUUAAAUAUCUUUGGUUUGAAACUUUGAAAUCGAAAGACUGUCUGUGCAAAAAUCCUGCAGCUUUGGCAGUUUUUAUAUGCAUUCAUCCUCAGUGAAGCUUAGGAGCCCAUGUUGAAUUAAUGUACUGAAGAUGAGGAGAUGCUUGCCACAUAUGAACAAUAGAGGCAUGGCAAUAAGAUGGUAGACGUUAUGAUAUAUUACCGAGGACUUCUUGUCAUUUGUAAUUUUGUGUGGAUUGAGGGAGGGAGGCGUUCUAUAUUUGAUUCUCUUGUUUCUUUUCCUCCCUUAUUCCUCCCCAACCCCCAACCGCAAUAAAUAGAAAUGGAUGGUGAGAUCACAUUGUAUCCUUUUGGUCCCUCCCCUCAUGCAUUUUGUUCAUUCAAGUCUCAAAAUUUCAAUGAUCAAGUGGGUGAAUGAGGCCCAAAUUCUCUCUGAGUUCAUUUCA